AUGCUGUCCCGGCGCAACCUCAUUAUUGUCGCCGCCCUUACCGUCUUUGCGUUCACUCUGCUGCUCACCUCGCAACGCCUCAAUGCACCGUUUGGUGGCCCCGACUAUUCGGAUGUAAGAAAUACCCAACCCCAACCUCAGCCCGGUACCGGCACCACCGGCGGCAAGCAGCCCUCGCAUACGACGCCGCAUGUGUCGACGCACGCAGGCGCCACCAUGACGGUCAGCGUGCCGCACGGCGACACCAAGGAGACGCUGCACUCGGUUCCGCCCGCAUCCGCCUCCGCUGUCAAGGCCGGCUGCGAGGACUUCCCCGACAUGUCCAACAUCUUCGUCGUCCUCAAGACGGGCGCCUCCGAGUCGUACAACCGCAUCCCCACCCAGCUCAUGACCAAUCUCAAGUGCGUGCCCAACUACGAGAUCUGGAGCGACAUGGAGCAGAGCAUUGCCGGCCAGCACAUCUUUGAUGCCCUCACCGACGUCCUGCCCGCCGUCAAGGCCCACGACGACUUUGACAUCUACCAUCACCAGGCCAAGUGCCCCAUCGACCAGGAGCACUGCAACAAGGGCUACGACACGGCCAACAAGGGCUGGUCGCUCGACAAGUACAAGAACAUUCACAUUGCCGAGAGCAACUGGGCAAACCACUCCCGCUUCGACUGGUACUUCUACAUUGACGCCGACACGUACGUCUCGUGGCCGACACUGGUUGAGUGGUUCAAGCGCCUCGACCCAACAAAGCCCGUCUACUUUGGUAGCGUUGCUCUGCUCGCAGGCUUCCCUUUUGGCCACGGCGGUAGCGGCUAUGCCGUCUCCAACGCGGGAAUGAAGAAGAUGUUUGACGGCAAGGACAAGGUUGCCAACAAGUACGACGAAAAGGCCACCACGACUUGCUGCGGCGACUACCUGUUUGCCUAUGCCAUCAAGGAAGAGGCUCAGCUGGACGUCCAGAACAUGUUUCCCACCAUCAACGGCGAAAAGCCGUACUCGAUGCCCUUUUACGACGGCCACUGGUGCCAGCCCAUCAUCACCAUGCACCACGCCGCCAGCGAGGAGAUUGACGAGCUCGACAAGUUCGAGCGCAACCGGCGCUUCAAGUCGCCCGUCCUCAUCAAGGACGUCUUCCGCGACAUCAUCCAGCCCAAGCUGCGCGACUCGCACGACAACUGGGACAACCUCAGCGACGACGUCUACUACUUCGACCCGACCAGCCGGCAGUUCGAUGAGACCGAGGUGCGCCUGCGCAAACCCGACUCGGAGCUCAACGCCGCCGAGCAGCGCGCACACCUCGGCUUUGACGAGUGCCGCGCCGCGUGCGAGAGCCUGUCGGCGUGCAUGCAGUUCCGCUUCGGCAACAACGGCAUCUGCGCGACGUCGACGGCGGUGCGGUUCGGCAAGCCCGCGCCGGAGGGCAGCGCCGGCAGCGACGCGGGGCGCAAGUCGGGCUGGAUGGUGCAGCGCGUCAAGGAGUGGGCGAAGAAGCACGACGAUUGCGGCGCGCCCAAGUUUCCCAAGCUCAAGGAUGAGAGUGAGAUUUGA
Molecule: messenger RNA, 1539 nt
Organism: Cordyceps fumosorosea ARSEF 2679
Lineage: Eukaryota; Fungi; Ascomycota; Sordariomycetes; Hypocreales; Cordycipitaceae
Exons: 2
Coding region: 1-1539 (512 amino acids)
Cellular component (GO): membrane
Molecular function (GO): glycosyltransferase activity
Source: RefSeq, a predicted model, not a curated record